Messenger RNA from Dunckerocampus dactyliophorus (ringed pipefish), 1748 nucleotides. It is a transcript of the gene fmoda, whose product is annotated as fibromodulin a. The coding region runs from base 194 to 1249 and encodes 351 amino acids. Gene Ontology annotation, molecular function: protein binding. The transcript is spliced from 9 exons. The record is from RefSeq and is a predicted model, not a curated record. NCBI's taxonomy places the organism in Eukaryota, Metazoa, Chordata, Actinopteri, Syngnathiformes, Syngnathidae.
GCAACUUGAGGAAGAAGUGACGUGGACAGUAAUAUCACAGCAGCGAUUGUGUUUGGAUCGGACAAAUCUUAAAAGCUACAAGAACAAGACAAGACAAAGAAAUGGAGUAUUCAGUACAUCUGAAUGCUCAAGCCAGUAGUUUUACUGGCUGAAGACAAAAGUGAAGGCAGCAAAAGCCACAAACAAGCAGCAAAUGAAGUGUUGGUCAUCGUACCCUCCAGACUGGGAACACUACUUGCAGACAGAGAGGGGGACGCAGAGGGGCCUAUCUCUCAAAUCAGUUCAGGUUGAGGCGGCUUUAGUCGGACGAAGCUCUCUCCAGGCGGACACCACAGGAGGAGAGUGUCCCUCUGAGUGUGACUGUCCACCAACGUUCCCCAUCGCCAUGUACUGUGAUGGACGAGGCCUGACAGCCAUGCCGACCAUCCCCUCUCGGAUUAAGUAUUUGUACCUCCAAAAUAAUGCUAUCACGUCUGUAUCUGACUCUGCUCUGGUCAACGCAACCAAUCUGGUGUGGCUGAUGAUGCACCACAACCAACUCACGCAUGAUGCCAUCAGUGAGAAGGCAUUUGUAAAGUUGGAACGACUGGAGCGUUUUUAUUUACAACACAACAAUUUGACCAGCAUCCCUCCUAACCUCCCUCGCACCCUACGAGACCUGAGAAUCAACCAUAACAGCAUUGAAAAGGUAACACCUUCAGACCUAGAGGGAAUGGAUAACCUCACGAUCCUGCAUCUCCAUGACAACGCCAUCACAGACUUGGGUGCAUCACUGAAAUCCCUCACAUCCCUCACACUGUUGGACAUCAGCAACAACAAAUUAACAAAGGUCCCGGAAGCUCUCCCUGAACAUCUGCACCAACUCUACCUGGACUCCAACUCCAUCGCCUCUCUGUCUGAGGGCUUCUUGGGCAGUUUGGCACAGCUGCAGUACCUGCGGAUGGCCCACAACCAGCUCACAGACAAGGGCAUCCCCUCUAACACCUUCAAUGUGACAGGGCUGGUGGAGCUGGACCUGAGCUUCAAUAAGCUGGAGAGAAUCCCUCCAAUUAGCACCACCCUGCAGCAUCUUUAUCUCCAAGCCAACCAAAUCAAAGAAUUUACAUUGGGGAGUUUCUGCAGCAUUGUGGAUGUUACCAACUUCUCCAAACUUGAAACUCUGCGUCUGGAUGGGAACGAGAUCAGUCGCCAGGACAUCCCAUCGGAUUCAUCGCUCUGCCUGCGUUUGGCCUCCAGCAUUGACAUUUAAAUGUGGCGCACAACCUCUUUAAAAGAACUUUGUUUUGUAGUCCUGAUAAAUCCACUAGAUGUUCCGAUUGAUCAAUAAAGCCUUGAAGUAUUAAUAAACACUUAGUUUACUUCAAGGAAUUGACCAUUUUGAGAACUGUUGAGAACUGUUACAAAUGGAAUCUAGGGUCCAUCACUUUCUUAUUCGUACAGAUACACGUCCUGUUAUGUUGCAGAUGAUGUUAUCUUUUUUAGAUUAGCCAGAUGAUGGACAUUAAUCUCGUUGUAACCUAUCUACAAUCACGACUUUGACCUUUCCUCUCUUUUGUUUUGUUGUUUUUCUUGCACUUCAAUGAAUUUAAUCAUGUUGUCUAAAUAGUUGACGUAAGACUUCUGUCUAAUGUGAAGUUUUAAAUAAAUAGUCUUUCCUUCAGUACAUGUUGCUGCUAUAUUUGCUAUCUUUCUGGAGUUGCAAGCAACAUUCAUGACAUCGCUGCAAUAAAGUGAGCGCACUUGUUUAU